AUGGCACACAUCCCUUAUCGUCUUGACGGCAAGGUCGCCCUGGUCACCGGCUCAGGCCGUGGCAUUGGUGCAGCGAUGGCGACAGAGUUGGGCCGCUGCGGAGCCAAGGUUGUCGUGAACUAUGCCAACUCUCGCGAAUGCGCCGAUAAGCUCGUGAAAGAGAUUGAAGCUCUAGGCACUGAAGCUGUCGCGCUGCAGGCAAAUAUACGCAACGUGUCUGAGAUCGUCAAGCUGAUGGACGAAGCUGUCGCCCAUUUUGGUGGUCUGGAUAUUGUCUGCAGCAACGCUGGCGUGGUGAGCUUUGGUCAUUUGGGUGAUGUUACCGAAGAAGAGUUUGACCGAGUCUUCAGCCUCAACACCCGGGCCCAGUUCUUUGUCGCCCGCGAAGCAUACCGGCACCUCAACGACGGUGGCCGCAUCAUUCUCAUGUCCUCGAACACAGCCAAGGAGUUCAGCGUUCCUCGUCACGCCGUGUAUUCUGGUUCCAAAGGCGCAAUCGAGUCCUUUGUACGCGUGAUGGCCAAGGACUGCGGGCAUCGGAAGAUCACCGUCAACGCAGUGGCUCCGGGUGGAACCGUGACCGAUAUGUUUCACGACGUCGCGAAACAUUACAUCCCCAACGGCGAGAAGUACUCUGAACAGGAGCUGCAGGAGAUGGCAGCGCAUGCAUCGCCCCUGGUGCGGAACGGAUUUCCGGUGGAUAUCGCGCGCGUAGUGUGCUUCCUCGCAAGCCGGGAGGGAGAAUGGAUUAAUGGGAAGAUCUUGACUGUGGAUGGCGGAGCUGCUUGA
Messenger RNA from Aspergillus ochraceoroseus IBT 24754, 789 nucleotides. RefSeq names its product SDR family oxidoreductase. The record is from RefSeq and is a predicted model, not a curated record. Gene Ontology annotation, molecular function: oxidoreductase activity. The coding region runs from base 1 to 789 and encodes 262 amino acids. The transcript has 2 exons. NCBI's taxonomy places the organism in Eukaryota, Fungi, Ascomycota, Eurotiomycetes, Eurotiales, Aspergillaceae.